Molecule: messenger RNA, 6679 nt
Organism: Spodoptera exigua (beet armyworm)
Lineage: Eukaryota; Metazoa; Arthropoda; Insecta; Lepidoptera; Noctuidae
Source: the annotation of a GenBank genome assembly
GUCAUGUCAUGUGUUGGUGUUGCUUGGCUUGCUUGCUUUCAGCUUUCUUUACUUUGCUUGUACGCGCGUCGUCAGUCAAUGGGACUGUUUAUGUGUAGAAACAUCUAUCGCAUAACACACAAAUCGUAACAACAAACUCGAUCGUUAUUAUAAAACCGAAACAAGCUCUGUACAGUGCCAAUAACAAGAGGAUAUUUAGGAAAUAUGUGAAAGUGACAGUACCAAAAUCGACAUAGUUUUUGUGUGAAUAUAAUGUUAUUUCGCAUAUUUUCGAGUACCGUCAGUUAGUGUAUCGGCGUUUAUAAAGAAGAUGUUACGCGUAAGGCAUAGUUCUUGUGUAGUGGAGGACACUUGAUCGGGAACACUAUGUUCGAAGCAGGAUAAGCGUACUCGAUUAUAGCACGAUCAGCUAUAAUGCAACACGAGUGUACGCAGGAGGGUGGCAGGAGCAGGUACGAGCGGCGGAAGCCCAGCAAGGUGCUGAAGAUAGCUGAGAGCUUCACGAACUUGGAUGAGACGGCGAAGUCAGGUCGUUAUGUGCGGGGCCCUCACUCUAAGUUGGGGCGCAGGUACCGUGAUGGGGAGACCGGGAGCCGGACUAAACGUGCGGUGUGUUGUGAUGAUGAUUGUGAUAAGGAGUCAGGUGUCAGUGAGGAUUGUGAGAGACUGGGUGACCGCAGGGUGACAGGCUCGUCAUGCACGGCCCUGCGGACUGCUGUGGCCGCGCUCUAUCCCUUCGACGACUUCAUACUCGAGAAGAUUGGCGCCGGAUUCUUCUCUGAAGUUUUCAAAGUUACGAAUAAGACGUCCGGCAAGGUGAUGGUGCUCAAGAUGAACCAACAACGUGCCAACAGGCCCAACAUGUUACGAGAGGUGCAGCUCAUGAACAAGCUCAAACAUCCAAAUAUACUUGGUUUCAUGGGCGUAUGCGUACAUGAGGGGCAGUUGCAUGCACUCACGGAGUACAUGGAAGGUGGUUCCCUUGAGCAGCUAAUCCUUAGCCGGCCGCCGGAGCCCCUGCCGCAGCCCCUCAGGGUCUCCCUCGCAGCUGACGUAGCAGAAGGCAUGAUGUACCUACACUCCCUCGGUGUCUUCCAUAGGGAUCUUACUACUAAGAAUGUAUUAUUAAGAAAGAUUGGAGAAGGCGACUACAUGGCCGUUGUCGCUGACUUCGGCUUAGCAGCUAAAAUACCUCAUCCUGUGAACGGUUACAGGCUACCAAGCGUGGGGUCUCCUUGGUGGAUGUCCCCGGAAUGUCUUCGCGGACGGUGGUACGACCAUCGCUCAGACAUAUUCUCCUACGGGAUCAUACUGUGCCAACUUAUCGCCAGGGUGGACGCCGACCCGGACGUGCUGCCCCGCACGGACAACUUCGGCCUCAACUACAUGGCGUUUGUGGAGCUCUGUGACGAGGACACCGUACCCGACUUCCUAAGGCUCACCUUCAAUUGCUGCAUCUAUGAACCAAAAGCGCGUCCGCUAUUCCCAGAAAUAGUGAGCAAGCUGGCCGAAGUGAAGGAGAGCCUUGAUGACACUAAUUGGGGCUCGCAUAGUACUAACAACCACCAUGAGAGUGAGGACGCAGAUUCAUCAGGUCCUAGGUCGUGUCCCGGCUUGUACGCGUGGCGGAGACCUCAGCGGUACCGUUCAGAAGGCAGCCCGCGGCAUCACGACCACGACCAACUGCAACACAGGCGUUCGCUGUCGGAGCUGGAGUGGGGCGGCGCGGCCUGGCCGGGCCCCGGCGGGCCCGCGGGCGCGGCGCACCGCUCGGCCUGGGCGCUGGGCCCCGGCGGGGGCGCGGGCGCGCGGGCUGCCCCGCCCCGCCUGGCUCGCCUGCAUCGUUUGGCGCACAUCAUGUUGCUGCGGGACGCGCACGCCGCGCCCACCGCCGCGCGCCGCCCUCUCGACACCUUCCGCGGCGUCAAGAAGAUCCUCGAGCCGCACCCGGGCUCCGCGUCCUGCGCCUCGCUGGCGUCCCCGCCGCGCGCCGCGUCCCGCGCUCUCGAGGCCGCAGACGACACGCGCGCUGCGUCGCUACCAUCGUCCCCCGCGUUGUCGCGUCGCGGCUCACUCGAUGCUCGCGCGCCGCGCUCUCCUGCGCAUGAACUGCGACGCCGCGCUUCUUGCGAGAGCGGCAUCUUUUCCGUGGCCAACGAAGAGCUGUGCCCCGCGCGGGCCGGGGCCAAGCCACGUGCCGCGGUGUGUCCAUGCUCUCUGGUGGGUUGCCACCGGUGUUGGUGGUGGCGACGAGACCCCGACGUGAGCGAAGCGGCGCCCGGCCCCGCUCCCACAGGCGAAGCUCGAGCUCGACUCUGCGCCGACUGUCUACUACAAUACGAUCGCGCGUUAGACGCCCGGCCAUCGCGACGUGCGCCACUGGACGACUCUGCAUUGGCGGUUCCGUCGGGGUCGCUCCGCAGCCUGGACGAAGACACGUCGUCGUUCCUUUGCGGGCGACGCGACGUCGAGGCGGAGGCGGAGGCGGAGGUGGAGGCGGAGGCGGGGGCGGCGGAGCUGUGCGAGUACCACAUCCUGGCGACGUGCUGCUGCGCGGCGGGCGCGGGCUGGGCGCGGCGCGCGCGCGCCGGGCUGGGCAAGCGCAGCUCGAGCGUGUACACGGACAGCUCGGAGGACGUGGCGUCGCUGGCGGGGUCGGACAGCGUGUACAUGGAGGAGCGGCUGCCGCGCGCGGCGCGCUCGCAGCAGAUCCGGCAGAUGGUGGAGUACUUCGAGCGCGCGGGCGCGGGGCAGGCGUGCGAGCGCGCGCGCGGCCGCCGCGUGCGGCUCACGCUGUGCGCCGGCGCCGUGCGCUCCAAGCUGCCGCUCUUCGACACGCGCUGUUAGCGCCGCACUCACUGACUCUAACUUCGUACUUUGCUUAUAUUUGUACUGAAGACGAACGUUGAGAUUACACGGCGAGUUGUAGAGGAGAUUAGUCGAAAUUAUCGGUGAUAUAGUCAAUGUGUGGUUGAAUAGUCCUUUAUGACGUGGCCUAUCCGUAUAUUAUGAAGGCCUUUUAGUCUUUUUAGUCUAAAUAUUAUAGACGCGGUCUGAAUUUUGAUUUCGCUAACACAUCAGAUGCAGUGUUGCAACAUGUAAAUAAUCAUUUAUUUAGGUUAUGUUUCAAUAACUUUAUAAUUUAUUUUUAUGUUUCCAGUAUUAAAUAUUACUUGCCAGUUUACAGCUACUAUAAGUGUGUACAUAAUUUAAAUUUAAAGUUAAGUUGUCAUAAUAAACGUUGGCUACGGAUUAGUACUGAUCUUAAUAUUUUACGUUAGCAGUGGCAUACUGAUUGCGUUUAGAACCUAUUUAUAAUUUAACUAUACAAAGAUUCAUUUUGCUAUAUUUCGUUAAACUUCGACAAAGUCAUAUUAUUUAAAAUUAUUUUUACUUUAUAAGAACAUUUUUUUAUUUAUCUUUACCUUACAUCAUAAAUUAUAUGUAUACUCAUAAUAUACGGGCUAAAUUCGUCCUAAAAUUAUAUAAAAUUACAAAAUACAAUAAAUGGCGCGUUGCUAGUCUUUUAAAACGUGUCAUUUUUGGCGAAUUCCGUCGAAUUGAUAAAUAGUAACUACUUAUGCGAAAAUAUAUGAAAUUUAAUAAAAACAAAACGAACGACCACGCCAUUUCAAAAGCGUACAAUAAGAACGAAUGCUAAUUGAUUUAACACGAAAAAAUUAAAUAACAAUUUAAAAAUGAAAUAUUUUGACAUGUUUGUUAAUUUUUUCGUGUGGAUGCACUUGUUGAACUUAUGUGGAUUCGUAAAUUAAAGUUGAGAGACAAUAAUAUUCCUGAACACAAUAAGAAAUCAGAUACUUGUGACACUGAUACACUAAAAUUAUUUCUCUCGGCUUUCGUUUAUAGAACCACGCGCAUUCCAUCUUCCACUGUCCUUUAAACAAAAUAUAAUGUACAAACAAAUAUGUGUCAAAAAUCACACCGAACUAUAGAGAAAACUUAACGUUUUGUGUUGCCCGUUGUUUUAUUUUCUACAAAAAUGGUAGAAUUCCCACAUUAAACAAUAAAAAUAAUCUAUUUAAUGCAAAUUAUGAACCUUACAAAUACAAUAGCUGAUAUUAUUCAAUAAAAAACGGGCAACACUGAAAAUGUUAUAGUGAUAUCAUAUUUUUGUAAAUACAGUAUUAAUAUAGUGUAUUUAAAUAUCAUCGUCAUCUUAUAUAGAAUAUUUUACUUUAAAAUCAUGGUUAUAUUGUUAAAUUCAGGGUAUACAUGGUGUAAAUAUUUAAUGAGAUAGAAUUGUGGAAUACUUGAUCCGCAAAUGCGGUUUAGAUGUCAGUGCCAAAAGAAAAUAUUUCAAGAAACAAAUUAUAAAUUCUGCCUUAAACACUGUGUCGUUUCGUUCAGGACGGUAACAUAUAAAUAUUUUAAUACUGUCAGGAUUUACAGGAAAAUGAUCCUUCGAAGUUUAUUCAGAUAUAAACACACACUACAUGUUUUAUUUCUUACCAAGAACAUUAAAUGUACUGGCUGAACGACAGGGCAUCGUCUGUCAAGGCUAAACUACAACAUCAGGAUGUCGAAUUAGUGUUGAAACUCCUUAAUUUAUAUAUUAUGAAUGAGCAAUUACGUGUCCGUCCAUAACUAGGCGAAGAAAUGCUUUGUGUCUUUGCAGUUCUACCAUCUUACAAUAAACACAGUUUUCAACUAAAUGUAUGUGUAAACAUAGACGAAAGUAAGUCUCAACCUGCUAACCUAUUAGAUUUGAAUGCAUUUCAACCGUCAGUUGGUCUCUAACAUGUGUCGUUUCUCCUAAGUGCCGGUAAAUACAAUUUUCGGUAUAUGCUGGAGAUCAAUUGCCACUAAUUGGACACUAAGACUGAUAGUGGAACUACUUAGCAGCUUUUUGCAGCAGAUACAACAUACUGUAACAUGUGAGACAGUAACCAUUUUUUACCUACAUAUAGAUGCCGCCUCUUAUGAUAAAAGCAUCUUAUACCUAUGUACUAUUCCAUUCCGCAAUAAUAACGAGUGCUGUCUCAUAUCUUACUAGUCUGUGUGUGUACUAGAAUAUUCAUUGUGGUAUUUACUACAACAAUUUGUUGUUCUAUGUAUGUUUAAAUUGUUGCUGUAUACAUUUACCUAUGUUUUCUUAGCCGAUUUUAUUAGUUAAUAACAUUUUCACUGUAAUUCAAAGUCAUGCUAAAUAGUUCAAAGCGAUGACGGUUCGAAUCAUCUUUAGUAACUAUAGUUGCUAUUCUGCUGAAUAAGGUAAGGAGCAAGAUGUCGUUAAUGUAGAACAAAUUUUACCUAAGUAUUGACGUAAAAAAGAUGAACAUGAUUGCGAUAUUGCAAAUUCUUGAAACCAUUGUGAUGUGACGUAAGUAUAAUUAUUAAAAUUUAUCAAAAGGAAACUUAUUUAUUUAUCUUAUCUGCGAUCUCAAGUAGCAAUCUUAUCGAGCUAAAUACAUAUUCAAUCCCUGUACCAUUUAUGUGAAUCUUGUGUGAACUAUUUGAAGUCCAACUAUUGGUAGUAUAUCCUCAUCGAGCCUAGAUAUUUUUUUGGUCAAAUUAAUCUUGGGGAAAAGAUGUUAGCUCUGUAAUGUCCGCCUAAAACAUCUUAUUCCCCGAUCUGUGUACCAUAUUUUGCGCAGAGAAUUUAUUGAAAACGUGGGCUACCGUUUUUGCGCAUUAGAUGGCGCUCAUGUGAACCUCGCGUCUAAUAGAGAAUUAUCAAAGCGUCACAAUAUUGGACACUGAAAUUUUGGUUUUUUGGAAGCUGUAUUUAUUGAGAAACCUAGAAUCUAGAACCUUUUUAGAUUAGGACCAUCUGUAGAAAAAAACCGUAGCCCUCAUAGCGGGAAUACCUUUAACAUUUUUGUGCCUAGGCUUUGGACCGAUGACAAUCACAUUGCCUUGAGGUCUGGCAGUAAGAUCUAUAAAUAAUAAUUUUAAUACAUGUCUGGUGAUCAAAUAGUUGUUAAUAUUAACUUUAAUGUUGAAAUAAUCGAGUAAAUUGUAAUUGCAAUAGUUUGAUUUUAUAUUUGAGCAAUGUACCUAUUUUAAGUUUCAUAGUCUUUGUAAUAAUUUCAAAUUUAGCAUCCGAAAUUUCGACCAAGUUGGAUUGGCCAAAUUUAAUUAUUUAUUAAAAUUAUUAAUGUGCAAUAGAACAUUGUAUAGAAAUUACUGAAACGGCUUAGUUUAUGUUUGGCAACAAUAAAAAUAAUAAUCGUGAUUUCAAUAUGUUUGGACAAUUCGCUAAUAAACAAAAUAAAAUAGCAAAUUGCAGUUUCAAAACAUAAAAUUCCAGCUAAGUAAUGUUAAAUUAUUAAGUUUAAUUAAAACAAUGUAAUAAUUAAACUCGUUUCACAUUUGGUGUAACUUUUCUCACUAAGAUAAUAAAAUGUUUCAGCACUAAUUCGGAUCAGUGUUGCCAGCUGGCUUCCUAUUAUUCGUAUUUUUUUGUAAAAAGGGACAAAGUUACACCGCAAUAAGCAUAUCAGUUACAGAAUGUAGGUAAUGGUUAGUUAUGUUUACAAUAUUAGGUUAUCACGAGUUUCACACGACCGAUUAUAUUUCACAUUACUGGUUUAUUUUAUUUAUGUAUUAACCUGCCUAGAACAUAUUAUUUGGAAAGUAUAAUGAUGAAUACAGGCACCAAUUUCUAUCAUUUACGAGACAAUAAAGAAUCCUCCCAUUUGAUAACUUCGGACCUGAG